Quercus robur (English oak) is the source of this 1977-nucleotide messenger RNA. RefSeq names its product protein TWIN LOV 1. The record is from RefSeq and is a predicted model, not a curated record. Lineage: Eukaryota; Viridiplantae; Streptophyta; Magnoliopsida; Fagales; Fagaceae. Gene Ontology annotation, cellular component: nucleus.
CAAAACAAAACAAAAUUAAGAGAAAAUUAAAGUAGAAACAAAAAAUCUAGAAAAUUUUUGUGUGACUCUGCAUACUUUGGUGGUGGUGGUGUUGUACUGCUUUGGUGGUGUUGUUUUGCUUUGCUGUUGAGUGUUGAGAUCAAAAUCUCUCUUUCUUUCCAUUCAUGAGCCAAAGGCGAUUGAUGGGCAUCUCUCAACCAUCGUUCUCACAUUCUAUACCACAAGUUUUGAUCAAGAUAUUUUGCAUUUCUCGUCUCUAAUUUCACAAUCAGGUUUCCGUAAUAAUUCAUUACAGUACUAUUUUAGUCUCACUCUAACUCUGCUCCUCCACGCGAUGUAGCUUUUUUCGCUUUGAUUAUGGCUUUUAAGGUGACAUUUCUGUGUUUUUUAUAUCAUUUCUGAGAUGGGUUUUUGUUGAAUUUCUAGGUGUUUGGUUUUGUAUUUUUUUUUUUGCUUUGUUGAAAGCAAACGAGGUUGAGAGUGCCACAUGGGAUUGGACCGACCAAGGAGAAUCGAAGAAUUCGCAGUUGUAGUAGUAGUAGAAGAAGAAGAGGAAGAAGAGGAAGGAAGAGGAUAAUCGCAGUUGAAUUUCAAUAUAGAAAAUUCGUUCGAUAGUUGCUACUCGUAUUAUGCACGCCAAGAGCUCGACGAAUUGCCUCACAGCUUCACAAUCACUGACCCGUCCAUCUCUGGCCACCCUAUUGUGUUUGCGAGCAAAGAGUUCUUGAAGGUUUUCGGGUAUACGAAAGAUGAGGUGGUUGGAAAGAACGGCAGGGUUUUUCAAGGCCCAAAAACUGACCGGAAGUCGGUUAUGGAAAUACGCGAGGCCAUUCGUGAAGAGCGGUCUAUGCAGAUUAAUUUGUUGAAUUAUCGCAAGGAUGGGACACCCUUUUGGAUGUUGUUUCAUUUGAGCCCGGUUUUUAGUAAACAGGAUGGGAGGGUCAUCCAUUUUGUGGGAGUUCAGGUGCCCAUUUUGCCUCCGUGGCGGUCGAGGUGGUCUGCAAGUGGGGUUGUGAGGAAUGGGGCGAAUAUGUGUGAGGAGGGGGAUAGGGUGUGUGGUAAUACUAAUAUCAUGUUUGGAUCAUGUAGGAGGGAAGUGUGCUCGGAUACUUCGGUGGAAUUGAGUCGUGUUUUGGGCUUGAAGUCGGUGUUGGAUGAUAGUAGUAGAGGAUUAGGUAUUGAAGAAACAUGUGAGGCUAGUAAACUAGAGAGGCAAAAGGCUGAAGAUGCCAUUAACAAAAUAUUCUCUGUGCUAACCCGCCAUAGCAGAUUUGUUUGUGCAGAGAGACACAGCUUACCUGGGGCAGGCAUUCUUAGUUCAUCCUUAAAUAUCUCUCUUGGUAGAAUCAAACAAAGCUUUGUAUUAACUGACCCACACCUACCUGACAUGCCUAUAGUUUACGCAAGUGAUGCUUUCUUAAGAUUGACAGGUUAUGCUAGAGAUGAAGUAUUGAGGCACAAUUGUAGAUUUUUAAGUGGCGCGGAUACGGAUUUCUCAACUUUAUAUCAAAUAAAGGAAAGCAUACAAACUGAGCAGGCAUGCACAGUACGUAUCUUAAAUUACAGGAAAGACAAGAGUUCGUUUUGGAAUUAUCUCCAUAUAUCGCCUGUUCGUAAUGCUUCUGGAAAGGUAGCAUACUUUGUGGGUGUUCAGAUUGAAGAAGGCUGCAAGAACCAAGACAGAAAUGGUCUUUGCCCUGAGAUGAGGCAUCGUAGUGUCGUUGGCGCAGUUAAGGUUGCAGUAAGGAGCUUAUCUAUGGGUGCUGGCCCUUCUAGAUCAUAGAACAACCUCUGCAUUCUUUAUCUGUUGAUUGCUUGUGUUUUAAAUACUAUUUGUCACGCUAGUAGAACCUUGUUAGAUUCAUACUGUUUAUAUAUAAAAUGUUUCAAUAUAAGGUUGAAACUACGCAUGCGCAUGUUUCAGUUAAAUUGGGACUGACUAGAAUUGAUGAUCAGACAUAUCCGAUUUCGGAUUAA